This is a messenger RNA of Phalacrocorax carbo (great cormorant), 6178 nucleotides long. NCBI's taxonomy places the organism in Eukaryota, Metazoa, Chordata, Aves, Suliformes, Phalacrocoracidae. The record is from RefSeq and is a predicted model, not a curated record.
GCGGACGCGUGAGGAGGAGGAGGAGGAGGAGGAGGAGGAGCUGGGGCGAUCGCGGCCGCGGGUUCCGCAGCUGGGCUCCCUCCUCACAUGGGGCCCCCUCGCUUGCCGCAGCGGCGGGGAAGACCCUCGCCGGGCUGCUGAGGAGCUGGGGCUUGGCCGCGGGUGGGGUAUGCAGCCAUGAGAGGCCGCGCCGCCCGCGGGCCCUGCUGGCGCCGCCGCUCAGGAUCUAACAAAGGCAGAGAAGACGGCAAAUGACCUAAGAUGUGAGUUCUUCCUUGGUAAAAUAAAACCUUGUUUUCAAAAUGGACCGAAGUAAGCGGAAUUCAAUAGCAGGAUUUCCACCACGCUUGGAGCGCACUGAAGACUUUGAUGGUGGCACUGGAGGAGAAGGGACUGCAUCCCAGAUAGGAAGAGUUUGUACCUCUUCAUACAGAGCCCUGAUAAGUGCCUUUUCCAGACUUACUCAUCUUGAUGACUUCACACGUGAAAAAAUCGGCUCUGGUUUCUUCUCUGAUGUGUUCAAGGUAAGGCACAGAACUUCAGACCAGGUAAUGGCUUUGAAGAUGAACACACUGAAGAGCAACAGAGCAAACAUGCUGAAAGAGGUUCAACUUAUGAAUAGACUGUCACAUCCAAACAUCUUAAGGUUUAUGGGUGUCUGUGUGCAUCAAGGACAGCUGCACGCACUUACUGAGUACAUCAACUGUGGUAACCUGGAACAGCUAUUAGACAGUAACCAGCAUCUGCCCUGGACAGUGAGGGUGAAACUGGCAUAUGACGUUGCUAGGGGAAUACGUUAUCUUCACUAUAAAGGCAUUUUCCACCGAGACCUUACAUCCAAGAACUGCUUAAUAAAACAUGAUGAGAAUGGAUACUCUGCAAUAGUGGGAGACUUUGGUUUAGCAGAGAAAAUUCCUGAUCACAGUGAGAAGUUACCAGUUGUGGGUUCUCCCUUCUGGAUGGCACCAGAAGUUCUCAGAGAUGAACCUUACAAUGAAAAGGCAGAUGUGUUCUCCUAUGGUAUAAUUCUGUGUGAGAUUAUAGCAAGAAUACAGGCAGAUCCAGACUAUCUCCCUCGCACAGAAAAUUUUGGAUUGGAUUAUGAUGCCUUCCAGCACAUGGUGGGAGACUGUCCCCCUGACUUCCUCCAGCUGGCCUUCAACUGCUGUAAUAUGGAUCCAAAGUUGCGUCCUUCAUUUGCUGAUAUUGUCAUAACACUGGAGGAGAUUUUAAACCGCCUGAGAAAUGAGGACUCGGAGAGGGAGAGAAAGUUUUUGAACCUUGACAACAAUGAAAGAAAACCCAAAGGGUCAACUGAAAAAGGACCAGGAGUAAAACGAUUGAGUUCCCUGGAUGAUAAGAUCCCACCCAAGUCACCUCGUCCACGCCGUAAUAUCUGGUUGUCACGCAGCCAGUCAGAUAUCUUCUCCCGCAAGCCUUCCAGGAAGAUAAAUGUGCAGGACCCCUACUAUACACCAAACAAAGGGUUAGGCCGGAAAGUUAAUCCCUUCAGUGCCCGGGAGGACCUCAAGGGGGGGAAGAUCAAAUUCUUUGACAUGCCAAGCAAGUCUGUGAUCUCCCUUGUGUUUGACUUGCAUUCUCCAGAGGCAGGUGGAGGCCUGAAAGCCAGCCAGUCCCAGUUACGGCAGGCGUAUAGCACAGACUGGCAAGAAUUCUCCCUUCUUCCUGGGAGGAGAUGCAGAUCACUUCCGCUCUCUCCUGAAUUGCCGCACAAGGAAUAUGGCCUGUUUGGGGGACUGUCUUCAACUGUCAGCAGGUGUGACCCAACCCAGCUAGGUGCAGAGGUUCGGCAAAAACUCCUGAGUAGCAGUAAAUAUGGUGUGUCAGAGAUUCCCCCCUUUCAAGCCAAGCCUCAUAGGCCAGAAUUUCUUCCCAUACCAGGACAAGAAGAAGAUAUGGACUGUUCAGAUGGGCCAGUGGCCCAGGAGGAAAAUGGGUUUUGCCCUGUUGAGGACACAUGUGGAGAGCCAGCAUGUAAUCAGCCACUAGUGCUGGCCCAGCCUGAGCCGCUGUCUUACAAAAAGCUCCCAGUUGAGAAUUCGGUGAACUCUGAGGGACAUGGCUCUUCACAAGUGUUUGUGGGUUGUCUCCCGUCUGAAGAGAUGGAGGUGGAAGAUGACCUACUGAAAAAUACUCCGCUAGAGUCUCCAAAGCCUCUGUUCAGUGUUAGUCCUUCCACUGAGCUGGAGAGAGGGGCAUGGUCCUUCAGGGAGCAGGAUGGGAAGAGUCCUGUCCUGUUGUCUCAGACCUCCUCUGACAUCUCAGCAAGUGGCAGCACGCAGUCAACUUGUGACAUAUGAAGAGAAGGCUAAAACUGAACGUGUCCUUGAGGGAACAGUUGUUCCCAGUCGCUUAAACUCUGUUUUUCUAUAGUGCUGGGGUUCACAUUUGAAAGAGACUCAGCAGAUGGUAGAAACUGGCUGUCAAACAGAUAGCUGCAGACAGUGUCCGGAGAGACUGACUAUUUUACCUUUAUUUCAAACUGUGCUUAUUCCUUUCCCUGCUUUGUAUUAGGAGGGGGAACUAUUCCAGCCAGAAUGGCCAUGUGGGCCCCACAGUCCUUCCAAGAGGCAGCAGCCAGAGCAGGCACCAUGUAAAUAGUUUGACUUGGAUUCCUGCAUGGAGCAUUUCAAGGCCUUAAGCUCCAUGUUGGGUAGAAAGAGUGACCCUUAGGCUUUUCCUCUUCUCUGACUGACCAGCUGCUCUAAACCACUGCAGAUUUUGCAUUAACAUUCUGCAGCAGUGCACAUGAGUUGGAGCCUCUGUUUUAGAAAUGGGCACAGAGCUAUGUUGAGCAGAUAGGAGUGCUCUCUGGUCUCAGAGCGGCUGUGAAUGCUGUUGCAGCAUUAAACAAGCUCUUCUUUCAAAAGCAGCAAAAACAAAACCCCUCAUGCUGGUCACAAUCUGCAGGCUGAGCCACAUGACAAGUACUUUGUGAUUAACAAGAAGAAUCUGUUCCCUGGUGUUUCAUUUUCCCUUGGGAUUUGGUAAUGGUGUGUAAUACAUUAGUAGGGGAAAGCGGGCUGUGGUAAGCACCGCUCUCCUGCUUGCAUAGCUUUUCAUGUACCUGAACCCAAAUGUAGAGGAAGAUUUGCCCAGGGCACAAGAGGAGAGCCAUAUUCCAGGCAUUGUCCUUUCCGGUCUUCUGGAGAAACUGCCAGUGAAAGUACCAGUUGUACUGAGCUUUUGGGGGGGUGGGCUCUUACCUCUGAAGCGCUGAAUGGACAUCGUGAUCUGUUUCUGCAGAAUAGUUGAUUAAAUGCAAUAUCUAGAUCACAGUCGACUAGUACCACAGAGCUAGAAGGGUCAUAUCCACCUCCUCUCUGGUACGACAUCCCAUCUCAUUGAUAUCACUGCAGUAAUGAUGGCUUCUUAUUUAAAACCAGGCUGCUUGACGGAGGACAGGAAUCCCCUGCCCAGGGGAAGCUGCCAGCAGUGUUGCAGCCAUCCAAGUGCUCUUGGAGGAGGGUAGACAGUAGACUCACAGAAGGGCUUUGAAUUGUCAAGCUGAAGAAAAUUAGCUUGUCCCAAAUUAACUUUUUUUUUCUUCUGCAGAAAGAAGCUGUUGUCUUCUGUUGUCUCACUGAGUAGGAUGAUCUUUUUCUUUCUUUCCUUUCUUCCACCAGCAGGUACAUAUGAAAGAAGCAGCAGCACGAGCUUUCAUGUUGCUUGCUGGAACCAGUGUCAGAGAUCCCCGCUCUGGGAUGUGAUAUACAGGAAAGCUUGUUCUAUGAUGAUGUUUGUGCAUGAUCCUGCCCUUUUCCAUUAUCGUUGUCCCAACAACACAGGAUUUUUCUUUUUAACCUAUGUUAUCAUUCCUAACUGAGGUAUGCAUUGCGUGCCUGCUGAGCAGAUGGUGAUGCAGUAGAGACCAGAAUUUCACCCAGGCAGCCUGCUACUCCCUUCCUGCUCUCUUGUAAGGAUGGAAAUGUAAGCUAGUCUCUGACAAAAGCAAGUGUAUUCCUACUCUUUUCCUACUCUUUUCCUAUCUCAAAGAAAGAAUGGAGAAAGCCUGCGUUCUUUCUUGGCUUAGAUGCUUAUCUUUCCAGAGGUGUAGGGAAUCACUUUGUGAGCUAAUAAUUAUUUCUUCUUGUGAAAUCCAUGUUGAACUAAGCAGCAAUUAUCCCUUUGCAGUGGCUGCACAGAAUUAAACAAGAAACCCAGUGUUGCUGAGUUACUUAGUGUGGUCCAUGCCAGAUUAGGGAGCUGUUAGCAGUUUGAAAGAAAAAAUGCCUGCCCUUACCAAGAUCACCCCUUUUGGCCCACACCUCUCUGCCUCUUGAAGGUGCUGGUCUGUAGACAGUCCAUCUUGUGUACCCUGUCUGCAAGACUGGUGUCUGCAGAGUGCAGAGCAGCUUGUGUAGCUGGCACUCUGUGUGUGUAAUUUCCAUGGAGGACAGGGAGACAGUCAGCAGAACAUUUUAGCCACCUAGUUGCCUGCCUGGUGCCCACUUCCUCCGCACCCCUCCCUUUUUUAAGUUUCAUACAGUUGUAAUCGUUCGGGAGGGAAACCAUCAGCACCAGCUUCUGUCGUCACAAGAUGCAUUUAGGUGUGUGACUUCAGACAAACAAGCAAUAACAAGGAAUAGUUUACUUCUGGAUCACCAGGCUGCGAGGAAGCUGCCUGCAGCCUCAUCGGAGAGCACACGCACACCUCCGGCCGCUCUGCGGCCUUGCAUUAGCCCUGAUUGUCAGCGCUGACCCCUCAUCAUGAAGCCUGUUGCCCUCCCUGACACUGACUGCAAAGCCUGUGCAGUCAGCCUUGGGGUACCUCUGUGGCCCCCAUUACAGUGACCUCCUCUGUUCUUACACCACUGUCUCUUAAAAUGCUUCCCUGCUCGAAAUAGCUCCCUCACAAAGCAGCAUGGCUACAUUUUUUUUUUUUUUUGAUGUCUACCCUAAGCACAGCCAGUUGACAUGCAUAGGGCACAUCUAUCAGCUUUUCUAGCUCUUUGUACUGAGGUGGAGAUGUCAGAAACGCCAAGGAAUAGCGGCUCAGGCCUUUCCUGUAUUUGUGGUCUGCAUGGGAAAAGAGGCAUGUGUAUGAAACUGGAGUAGAAGGCCACUUUAAAAUAGCUAAGUGCUUGCUAAAGCCCAGUGCUUCCAAGGGUCUGGAUGCAGUUGGCACUCACUACGUCUCAUCCCUUUGGUUGUGUAAAGCUGAACCUAGGUUGCACCUAGUAAAUACUGCUAGGUCUUCUGCCUACCUGAGAGUGCUUUUCUACUGGGGGCCACUUUCUGACAGCUACUGGUGAACAUGAAUACAAACAUGUGGUCAGCGAACUCCUUGUUUUAUAGUGAUGUGACAAAGUUUUACUGUGAUCGGAUUUUAUCAUGAUUUUUGACUUUCUUAUGGGAGCAGUUCUUGCUCUUUUAAAACACUUUCUACACAUUGCUAGGUUCCCUGAAGAGAUAAAAGAUAUUUUUAAUUCACUUUAAAUCUUUCUAUGUUGAAUUCAUUUAAAUGUCUGUUAUAAGCUAUUUUUGUUGAGGUUGAUAAAAUGCAACUAAGAGAAUGCAUGUGAAUUGCUGCCCCUCUAAAGCAGUGCAGACAAGGGGCUAUAGUAGACUUAUACUUGUUGGAGAGGCAUUGAUGUAUUAUGUGUAACAGAACAUUGGUAUUUUUUUGCCAGUACAACUAAAGACACUUGAAUAAUUCCUGUUUGCACUUAAUGCUAUUGUUUAUAUUGCAUGUCACUACAUUUCUAUGCAAAACGAAUAACCUUUCUUUUGGGAGGAGGGGCAGCCAGAUAUUUGAUUAAGUAUAAAGAUCUUUGCGAGAUGAUCUAUUUUCGUAUUUAUGAAGGAGUUUUACGUCUUAAUAUUUUGCAGUCUGUAAAUAGCUCAACUUGUAAUUAAAGGCUUAGGAAGAAGUUUGUAGCCUGUGUAUAAUAGUAAGUUAACACUGCCAGAAAAAAAAUUCUUUGCAAAAAACCUUUUCUAAUAUUGUGGAUAUUUAUGAAUAUGUAAAGAAAGCACGUCUUGUUUUUAUGUUGAUUGACUUUCUUUUUUUUGAACUAUAGAACUGGUGUAUGUUUUAUUGGAACUGCAAUAAGAAGUAACCAAAGAUGAAUCCAGUUAAAUAUUUUCGUAAUUUUUUUCUUGGUCAGGUUUUGUAAACUUUCCCAACUUGCUUUCAAAAUAAAAAUAAAAUCAA